Aspergillus pseudotamarii is the source of this 428-nucleotide messenger RNA. RefSeq lists its product as uncharacterized. The coding region runs from base 77 to 331 and encodes 84 amino acids. The transcript has a single exon. NCBI's taxonomy places the organism in Eukaryota, Fungi, Ascomycota, Eurotiomycetes, Eurotiales, Aspergillaceae. The record is from RefSeq and is a predicted model, not a curated record.
GUAUACGCGAACAACAUUCUUAGAACUUUUCGGAAACUAACUGGGGGACUCUAUACCCACUCGGACCCAACAUGGCAUGAUUUUUAUUUUUAUUAUUAUUAUUAUAUUAUCUUUUCAUAAAGCCGAAACCAAAGCUACAGCCAUGUUUAUUGCCAUUGAACCCAACCUCAACCGUGGAUAUUUAUGGUUAUUACACAGGAUAUAUCAGUUUCAACUUUCAAUAAGUCCGAUCCAGAUAAGAUGCACUAUUGACCGAACUAUCGGUCUGGCAUGGCAAAUUCUCGCCACGCUAAAAGCCCUUGUUGGAACUACAUGUACUCGUGUGUACUAAAAGUCAAAUUGGCCCGGGGGGCUUCUUGUGGGUGGAGCAAAGGAAAAGCCCGAAUCAGAGGCGCUAAACACUGCCGAAGACUCCGCUCCGGGCCACG